Molecule: messenger RNA, 1611 nt
Organism: Tigriopus californicus
Lineage: Eukaryota; Metazoa; Arthropoda; Copepoda; Harpacticoida; Harpacticidae
Product: protein tramtrack, alpha isoform-like
Exons: 1
Coding region: 302-1456 (384 amino acids)
Biological process (GO): regulation of transcription by RNA polymerase II
Cellular component (GO): nucleus
Molecular function (GO): protein binding
Source: RefSeq, a predicted model, not a curated record
GUGCUUUUUUUGAAGGGGAUUUGGCGCGCAAUUCGCCGUUCGAGAGCUCAUCCAAGUUCGAGCGGAUCUAAAGCUCCCAAGUUUUUGAGACACUUCAUCCUCUGAUCGGUGAAGGAGGAGGGAAGGUUCGAUUUUUGAGGUAAGGCCGAACUUUUCCGUUCAAGUACAGUCUAAAGCGAGUGCACACACAAUCGUUAGUGGGGCUACUCGAGUGCUACUCAAGUGGAACAAUCUAAAAAACUCAUCAUAGUGUGCUCAUUCAUUAGUGGACCACAAAGGUUACACACCAUUUCUGGUGGUCAUGGAGGAGGAGUAUAUGCUCAAGUGGCGGGAUUAUCAGUCCAACUUUUUCUCCCUGGCUGAAGAGCUCUACUUGAACGAGUUUCUGACAGAUGUCACACUCUGCUGCAAGAAUCAAUACUUCGAAGCCCACCGCUUGGUUCUCUCCGUGUGCAGUCCUUAUUUCCAUUCAUUAUUUACCCAGGCUUAUCACAGUCACCCACUCAAGCAUCCCAUCAUCUUCCUCAAGGAUGUUAAGCCCCUGGAGAUGGAACGCUUGCUCCAAUUCAUCUACUACGGAGAGGUCAAAGUCCCCAAUUCAGAGAUCGAAGCUUUCAUUCAGGCGGCCUCGAGUUUGAACAUACGCGGACUGAGUUCGUUACAAAAACCCCGAAGAGAUUCAGAAGGCGCCACUUCAACAGCAGCAGCAGCAGCAGCAGCAACAACAAGAACAGCAACAACACCGGCAUCUGCUAACCCCACGCCCAUUCGUGAUGAACAACAACAACAACCACAAACCACGCCCAGCCCCCAUGCAUCCACCUCGAGACAUACCAUGCCUCUCGCGGAUUACAACAAAAGUUCCCCGCUGAAGAAGCGCAAGCGUCGCCAUUCCUAUUUCCAAAACACGAUCGCUUCGCCACCACCAUUGGAGAACAAAGACAUUCCCGCCCCUCAUCAUCCAACCUCCCAUUAUUCAAUACCUUUGGUCCGGGAGCAGAAACAAGAGAAGAGCUUAAAUCUCUCCACCAAACGGUCCCCCAAUCGGGACGAAGAGCCCGAUUCGAAACCCAACAGUAUUUCCGGUAUGGAUCCCCUUGACGAGCAGCAAUCUCGGGUGAUCUCGUUGAAGCGGGAAGAUGAGCAUUGCAGGUUAAAUGACGGCGAGGAGGAGGAGAGAGGGGUGUCACCACCGCCAUCCCAGUAUGAAAGUGUGACCAUCAUCCCCGAUCUUCAGUCCACGUCGGCCAACGCCCUCUACCGGGCAUCCUCCAAUUCCAAUCGACCUGCGGCCACGCCCCGAAUCUUGCCGCCUAAUGAGCCGCGCAAAUCGGGGACUUGCUAUUUCUGCAAGAAGGCGUUCAUGAAGAACAAACAGCUCAUGAACCACGUGUGUCCCAAGAAACCGAAGGCAGUCAAUCCAGGAUCCACAAGUCCGGUGACUGGCGGUAAAUAGAAGUCGAUCUCUUUGCUGAACAUCAAUUCUUAUGAACACAAUAUACGUAUUAUUCGUUCUUUUACCUCCUUUCUUGGCAAUGCUGAUCAUGAUUUGUACGGAAUGAUCUACCCAAUUCCGCUUCUUAUAAAAACAUGCGAAUGAUUGAAAAAAUA